AUGCAUUUUAGAUGCGGGCCGUUGAGAGAGAUAGAUGUGAUUGGGGAUUUCGAGUUUUCAUUCAGUAAUACCGCAAGUGGAGGUAUACGUCCGAAUUGGAAUGGUGUAUGGCGCCGAUAUGAUCAACCCGGUAGAAGCCAGUUUUCAAAACCUUUUCCUCAUUUUUGUCUUCCUGGUUUUUUUACCAGUAAGGAGUUUGUGGCUGAUCUACGAUCAGAGUUGAAAAUGGUGCGGUAUGAUCGUAAAGAGAGUGAUCUUUAUUCAUUGAACCAAACAGUUGAUUUGUCGAACUUUGACGCCAUCAAAUUUCCAUCGUUGACAAAAUUCAGGCAAACCGAUGUUCUACACUGGCUACGAAAUGUGUCUGGUGUUGAUCUAAACGCUGAAGUAGCAAUUAGCAGUAGUAAUUAUAAUUACACCGAUUUACUCUUACCACACGAUGAUCAGUGUGAGGGGCGCAAAUUUGCUUUCACACUUUAUUUGACACCGAACUGGAAAGAAACUGAUGGUGGACAGUUGUUGCUGUAUGACUGUGAUGAUAAUAAUAAUCCCAUAUCGGUUGCCCAAAUUAUGAAUCCAACAGAAAACAUGCUAAUAAUAUUCGAAGUAUCACCGCGAUCAUGGCAUAUGGUUACCGAGGUACUUUCACAGAAAGAACGCCUAUCACUACAUGGUUGGUUUCAUCAUACUGCAUGUAACGUUUCUGAUGAACUAAAGUUGUCAUCUCUCGAAGGAAAAUUGAAAUCAUAUAUGAAUGUUACUUACAAGGAAGUGCUGGAGUGGAUUAAUCCUGAGUAUAUCGAUCCCCUGCAACAGUCGAAAAUUCAAUCCAUUUUCGAAGAGAAUUCCGAAAUUAUUUUAUUUGAUUUCAUUCGCGAGAAUAAAUUUGAAUCAGCUCUACAUGAAUUAGACAGCGCAUGUUUCGAAGAUAUUGGACCGCUUAACAAAAGGAAACUGGAACGUUUACAAGAAAAUGCACUAUUAUUAGACAGCAGUCUACUUUCCCUUUUACGCUUAGUGCGAUCCCAGGCAAUGACAUUACUUCUGUCACAAUGGACUGGUCUACCUGUGCAUUAUGUUGAUGAUUGCAGCAAUACGAAAAAGAAAAAAGUUGAUGAAAAUGAAAAAUGUGUUACAUUUUAUGAUGGUAUCGAAUGUUGUUCGUCAGUAUAUCGAAUUGGAAAAAGUUCUUAUACGAUGGUGGACGAUGAAGUUGUUGGUGAAACGGAACAACUUGGCUGCUGUUUGGAUUUUAAUCUCUUUUUAUUUACAAAUGAGUGGGAUGAUGAGCAUGGAGGAUUCGUAAGCUAUUUCACCAGAGAUGAAGAAGAAGAGUUGCUAAGGGUAUCUCCGGUACGAAAUAGCGCUGCUUUAGUAUUUCGUGAACCCGGGGUAUGUCCAUUCGUGAAAUAUGUGAAUUGUAAGGCAGGCGAUAGGCAUUAUUAUAUGAUCAGCUGUUCUUUUUACGGUUUUUCAUUGGAUGAUUCUUCCACUGGAAAUAACGAAGAGAGUGUGGAAAGUAGUUAUCAAGUUGAAGAAGAUGGUAAAGCUGGACCCAGUCAUUGUAGAAAAUUCUGA
This is a messenger RNA of Acanthocheilonema viteae, 1578 nucleotides long. Lineage: Eukaryota; Metazoa; Nematoda; Chromadorea; Rhabditida; Onchocercidae. The record is from the annotation of a GenBank genome assembly.